Molecule: messenger RNA, 1992 nt
Organism: Emericellopsis cladophorae
Lineage: Eukaryota; Fungi; Ascomycota; Sordariomycetes; Hypocreales; Bionectriaceae
Product: methionyl-tRNA synthetase
Exons: 2
Coding region: 1-1992 (663 amino acids)
Biological process (GO): methionyl-tRNA aminoacylation
Cellular component (GO): aminoacyl-tRNA synthetase multienzyme complex; cytosol
Molecular function (GO): methionine-tRNA ligase activity; ATP binding
Source: RefSeq, a predicted model, not a curated record
AUGGGCGUCGAAAACCCAAUCCUCCCCCAAAAGGGCAAGAACAACAUCCUCGUGACGAGCGCCUUGCCCUAUGUCAACAAUGUCCCCCACCUGGGCAACGUUGUAGGCAGUGUCCUGAGCGCCGACGUCUAUGCGCGCUUCAGCAAGCUUCGCGACCGCCCGACACUGUACAUCUGCGGCACAGACGAGUACGGCACUGCGACCGAGACCAAGGCCCUCGAGACGGGACAAACUCCCAAGGAGCUUUGCGAUGAAUUCCACGCGAAACACAAGGCCGUCUACGACUGGUUCGAGAUCGGCUUCGACCACUUUGGCAGGACCUCCACGCCAAAACAGACAGAAAUUGUGCAAGACAUCUUCUGGAAGCUGCACAGCAAUGGAUUCCUAGAGGAGCGCACCACGAAGCAGCCAUACUGCGAGAAACACGAGGCCUUUCUGGCGGACCGCUUUGUAGAGGGAACUUGCCCAAAGUGUCAGUACGACGAUGCACGUGGUGAUCAGUGCGACAAAUGCGGUUCGCUGUUAGACCCCUUUGAGCUGAUCAACCCUCGCUGCAAGGUGGACAACGCCACACCAGUCCCGCGCGAUACGAAGCAUCUCUUCUUGUCGCUGGACAAGCUGCAGCCCGAGGUCGAGGCAUGGUUCGAGAAAAUGCACGAAAAGUGGUCGGCCAAUGGUGUCGCCAUCACCAAGGCCUGGCUGAAAAGGGGACUCGAAGGACGCAGUAUCACCCGUGAUCUGAAGUGGGGUGUCCCAGUACCUCUGGACGGCUUUGAGAACAAGGUCUUCUACGUGUGGUUUGACGCCUGUAUCGGAUACCCUUCGAUCACAGCCUCGUACACGGACGACUGGGAGAAGUGGUGGAAGAACCCCGAGGAAGUUAAGCUAUAUCAGUUCUUGGGCAAGGACAACACCCAAUUUCAUUCCAUCAUCUUCCCUGCAUCCCAGAUUGGCACCCGUCAGGGCUGGACUAUGCUGCACAGACUCUCGACUACGGAGUACCUCAAUUAUGAGAACGGCAAGUUCUCGAAAUCUCGCGGCAUCGGUGUUUUCGGCAACCAAGCCGAAGAAAUUGGUAUCUCACCUUCCGUUUGGCGAUACUACCUCCUUUCCAACCGGCCCGAGACGAGCGAUACUCAAUUUGAGUGGAACGCCUUCGCACAGGCCAACAACAACGAGCUGCUGGCCAAUUUUGGCAACUUUGUCAAUCGUGUUGUCAAGUUUGUCAAUGCCAAGCUUGACGGUGUGAUUCCGGAAUAUUCACUCGAGUACAAGGACGAGACCUUUGACUUCAGCGCGUGGGUCGCCAAUGUCAACAAGCUGCUGGGCGAGUACACCGAUAUCAUGGAGGGCGUCCAUCUCCGUGAGGGCGCCAGGAAGAUUUUGGAGAUCAGCAGCGAGGGCAACAAUUUGCUGCAGUACCGCCUCGACAACACUUGUCUGACGGAGCAACCCCAGCGCACAUACCUUGUCAUUGGUCUCGCGCUCAACCUCUGCAAGCUUCUGGCCUCCAUCUGCUCUCCUUACAUGCCCAGCACCGCCGAAUCAAUCUGUCAGCAGCUCAACACCACGCUCGGAUCCAUCCCUGACACGUGGACGCCCGAUACACUCAAGCCCGGUCACAAGCUCAACAAGGCUACGUAUCUCUUCUCCAGGAUCGAGGACAAGAAGCUAGCCGAGUGGAAAGAGCAGUUCGGUGGAAGCGCGGAGUCGCGUGCGGCUGAAGCCGCAGCUAAGAAGAAGAAGCAAGAGGACAAGGAGAGGGAGAAGGAGAGGAAGAAGGCCAAGAAGGCUGCCAAGGCGGCCGAAGCGGCCAAGGCUGCUGUGAACAAGGUGUCGGAGGCUGUCGCAGGCCAAAAGGUAGUGUCCGAAGGUGCUGAUGUCGCGGCGAGCGAAGGCAAGGCUGUGGACGAAGGAUCUGCUGCUGGUGGCAUGUCGACUGCCUCAGCAGAGGUCACAAAGGAUCUCCCCAUCCGGGGCAAGCCUCAAUGA